CCCGCCAACACAUCAAACACCUCACACGACAUCACUGACGCGUUCGCGACUGAACCCUCAGUCAGAAGCAAAAAGAUGCCUGCCCUCACAGUCGACACGACCUCACCAAACUCCUCACCCCAUCCGGCAUUGCGGAAUGGCGCCCCGCCGUACGCGCCACACAACGGCGCCUCGCCACAACACUCGCGCCCUUCGAGUCCGCCCCAGCCGCCUUACUCACCCAUAACACCCACCUUGGCCGCCGCACGCCUCGACACCAACGUGCCUCCGUUGCCGCAGCAGCCGUUGCGAACAUAUACACACUCGCGACCCGAUGCGACGUUUAUCCCGCCCCCGCCUGCUCCCGUGGAGGUGAUUGACUUCGACUCCAAUACGGAUGUGCUGGCGGUGAAGAGCGCGAUAAGUCUGUUGCAGCUGCAGAAGAAGAAGGCGGCGCAGGAUAUAAGGACGUUGCAGAGGUUUAAGAACCUGGCUAUGCAGGAUCCGGAGGCGUUUUUGCGCGCGGCGGAUUUGGGGGAGAUAAGGACGGAUGGGGAUGCCACGUUCCCGGAGGAUAGCGAGGAGGGGGACGAAUAUGAAGUGGAUAGAGAUGUGGAGAUGAAUGGGAUGGGUGGGCUGGCGACAAAGGGCGAGGGACACAAAGAAGCCAGCAUGAACAACGGGACGUCGCAUACAAAGACACAUUCUUCAUUCCCUCCUCUACCCGUACCUCAAAAGGUCGUCAAAGUACCACCGAUCAACUGGGCACAGUACGGUGUAAUCGGCGACUCACUGGAUAAACUGCACAAUGACCAGCUCCAACAUCCGACGCCAGGCUCACCAGCGCGCCUCGGCCCAGACGGCCAGGUCCUAAACGGCUACACGGGCACCGAGUUCGAGAUGCGCGACCCCUCACCACAAAGCCCGGCGGGUACAUUGAAAGGCACGGGAUCUCCGGCCAAGAAGCCGGGGAAGGCAGCACCACCCGCUAAGAAGAAGGGGAGAUGA
This is a messenger RNA of Pseudogymnoascus destructans, 987 nucleotides long. RefSeq lists its product as uncharacterized. The transcript has a single exon. The coding region runs from base 76 to 987 and encodes 303 amino acids. Lineage: Eukaryota; Fungi; Ascomycota; Leotiomycetes; Thelebolales; Thelebolaceae. The record is from RefSeq and is a predicted model, not a curated record.